CUGACGUUGCGUCUACGACUGCAUGAGCAAAAUUUCCAGCCGUAGGAAAAAUGUCUAACCUGAAAGAUCGGAGAGUUUGAAGGUAUCAACUCCAGUUAGAACCCAUUUGUACCACUGUACAUGGCAAGACAAAGCUGACAUCAUGGCCCAGAUUUCCAGUGGCAAUGGGUAUAAGCUGGACAGGCCAUCCUCUCCUUUGGGGGCUCGGCCCAAGGGAGUAGUGGGGAAAGAGGAGGCUUUGCGCAUGGAGGCAGAGGCUUUGGCUAAACUGCAACGUGAAAAGAGACACACCCUCCCUGUCCCUGCUUCGUCCACUAAAGCACUUCCUAAUACAGCAGCAUCCACAGCCUCCACCAGCCGGCCAGAGAAAGAUCUCAUUGUCUUUCCAGAAUCAGAGGCCAAGAAGAAGGAAGAGAAGGAUGCUUUUGCAGACAUUGAUGUGGAGAAGUUAACCAAUGCGGAACUAGAGAAGCUGCUUCUAGAUGACAACUUUGGAGCGAGCAAAAUGACCAGGCCCUCAUCUCUGCUGGGCUGCAAUCUUAGUGCAUCAUACCCAGGGGGUCAAGCAUUCAGCCCAUCUCCAUUUCACUGGACGCCCACGCUCUCUACUCCAUCAAACUCUGCUUUGUCCACACCGACGCACCCACAGGCUAGUGUCUUUCCCUCAGCACCUUUCCCCAAACCUCCUUGCUCAUUCCAGAAUGGAUUUACCCCAGCCAUGCCACCUUUCGUCCACCUUCCUGCCCAGCAGGCCCCCUUCCUUUCUUUUCCGCAUAUCCAGCCUCCUCGUCCUCUGGUCUUCCAGCAGCCUACAGUCACACCAGAAAUGGCUAAGCUUUUUGACAAGAUUGCCAGCACAUCAGAAUACUUGAGGAACGGCAAGUCUUCCAGUUUGGAUGCAGACUCUACAAGUAUGAAGUCCUUGGAGCCUGUGCCCCAGCCCCCUGAGCCCACUAGUAUCAGCCGCUUUGAUUGGCUGGAUCUGGACCCUCUCAGCAAACGGCGAGUAGAGGUUGAAGAGGCACCCAGUGCACAGGGUGAGGCUGUAAUGGAGGAGUCUGCACCUGCAGGGGAUCCCUGGGAUGCAGUGUUGAGAGAUGAGACUGAAGUCACUGGCAGCAACAGUCCUUCAGCACAAGUGAAAGACCAACAUAUUGUGACAUCUCAGCAAAGGAGAGCGUCUACAGGCACAGCUGUCACCAGGAGCCACUCACUCAACAUUCCUGCUACCUCCUCUCACCACAACCAGAGUAAACAGGUCAGUAAGGGAAGUGGGAAUAUAGUCACAAAGUACGCCACUUUACAAGGAAAGGAGGCCCAGAACCUAGAGGUUGUAGCUUUCUGUGAAGACAUUGCAAAAUUGAGGUCAAAGUUCACUCAUGAUGACUUCUCUACCAAUCCGGGAUAUGUUAUCAGCCCAGUGAUCUCCCAAAGGGAUAUAGGAGGAGACAGAAACAGCAGUGUAAAAGUCUCCAUUGAGAUAUCAGACUCCCAGCAACCUGUGACUUUCACCUGUGAUGUGAGUUCACCAGUGGAGCUGCUGAUAAUGCAGGCUCUCUGCUGGGUCCAUGAUGACCUGAGCCAAGUGGACAUCGGCAGCUACAUCCUUAAGGUCUGUGGGCAGGAAGAGGUCCUGCAGAAUAAGCAUAGUCUGGGCAGCCACGAGUACGUGCAGAACUGCAGGAAGUGGGAGACGGAGAUUAAGCUGCAGCUCCUUGCCCAGAGCACCAUGAGGAGAGACCUGGCCCGAACGCAGGUAGAUGAUGACACCUCCCCCAUUGACUUGGAGAAAUACUUAGACCACAUCGAGAGGCCAUUUAAGGAGACCGUUACAAGAAAGAACCUUGCUGAAUAUUUAGGGGGCUACGAUAAUCAAGUCAGCGUCUGCCUUCAGAAUGAGAGUACCCAGUACAAAACGGUAGAUCAAGUACUCCAGGCUGUUAAAAAACUGUGUUCUGCUCUGGGUGAGGUGGAAACGCCAGCCAUUACUGAUGCUGUGAAGAGACUGAAGCAUUCAGUCAACCUCCCUAAAUCCCGCACUCCAGAGGCCAUUGCCAAAUCUGCUGUUUCCAUGAACGAUUGUUCCAGUCCAGUGGAGGAACGCAUGGAGGCACUAACAAAUGCAGUGUAUGACUUAGCUAUGCUCUACCUGCGCUCUUUCUGCCUGGCUUCCCCUGAUCACGUGAAACAGGACCCUACAGAAGACGAGAGAGAAAGCAAGGAGGCCUCCGGCACCACAGAGCAUGUGCAGUUCACUGUGUAUGCCAUACAUGGAAUUUCUACAGCAUGGGUCAGCAGUUAUGAAAAAUACUACCUGAUGUGUGCCCUGACACACAAUGGUCGGAAUCUUUUCAAGCCUGUCCAGUCCAAGAAAGUUGGAACGUACAAGAGCUUUUUCUAUCACAUCAAAUGGGAUGAACUGAUAAACUUCCCUAUCUCUGUGGCUUUGUUACCACUGGAGACCAUGUUGAGUCUCACUCUCUAUGGUGUUCUUAACCAGAAUGCCAGUAAUUCACCCGAUUCCAACAAGCAGCGUAAGGGGCCAGAGCUUUUGGGCAAAGUCACCAUGCCCCUCUUUGACUUCAGGAGGGUGCUGUCUCGAGGAACCAAGCUGCUGAAUUUGUGGAUGACUCCUCAGUCUUCCCCCUCUGGAGCUGCAGGAAAGAGGAUGAACCUAGCAGAGAGAAUCAUACUGCAGGUAGAUUUCCCAAGUCCUGCAGUGGAUGUGCUCUAUGUGGGCCCUCAGGAGACCAAGUGCCCUGACCCUCAGGCACUAGAGACACCUGAUCCAGACAUCAAGAGGAAGAUUGAAAAGCUCUGUGGUCGGGCAUCUGCUUUUGGACUGACACGGGCAGACAAGCAGCUGCUUUGGGACCACCGGCACCAUUGCAGGGGCUAUGAACACAGCCUGCCCAAGAUCUUAUCCAGCGCACCCAGCUGGGACUGGGGCAGCAUGGCUGAGAUCCACGCACUUCUGCACCAUUGGUCGCCACUGUCACCUGUCUCUGCCCUGGAGCUGCUCGACUCAAAGUUUGCAGAUACAGAGGUUCGGAGCAUGGCCGUGAGCUGGAUUGAGAGUUGUAGUGAUGAUGAGCUAACUGACUACCUGCCUCAGCUUGUGCAGGCCCUAAAGUUUGAAUCCCACCUAAAGAAUUCUUUGGUGAUUUUCCUGUUGUCACGUGCAGAAGGGAAUAUCAACAUUGCACAUUACCUUUACUGGCUGCUGAAGGACGCAGUGCAAGACCCGGCAUUUGGCCAACGCUACAGCCAUGUGCUGGGGGCGCUGCUGUGCCUGUGCAGUGCUAGGCUGAGGGCUGAGCUAGAGAAGCAGACACAACUUGUGCACCUGCUGGGGGCCCUGGCUGAAAAAGUGCGGCAAGCUAGUAGCUCCAACCGGCAGGUGGUGCUCCAGGAGGGUCUAGAGAGAGUGCAGUCCUAUUUCCAGAGGAAUAACUGCAGACUUCCUCUUAGUCCCAGUUUGGUUGCAAAGGAACUCAAUGUAAAGGCCUGCUCCUUCUUCAACUCCAAUGCUGUGCCACUGAAGCUUGCCCUGGUCAACGCAGACCAACUGGGAGAAGAGAUCAAUGUAAUGUUUAAGGCAGGAGAGGACUUGAGACAAGACAUGCUGGCUCUACAGAUGAUUCGGAUCAUGGAUCGAAUCUGGCUUCAGGAAGGACUGGACCUGCGUAUUGUCAACUUCAAAUGCAUUUCAACUGGAAAAGAUAAAGGCAUGGUGGAACUAGUCUCCUCCUCGGAAACAUUAAGGAAGAUUCAGGUGGAAUACGGAGUCACAGGGUCUUUUAAGGACAAGCCUCUGGCUGAGUGGCUGCGGAAGUACAACCCUGCUGAGGAUGAGUAUGAGAAGGCAUCUGAGAACUUCAUCUACUCAUGUGCAGGCUGUUGUGUCGCCACCUACCUCCUCGGCAUCUGUGACCGGCACAAUGACAACAUUAUGCUGCGUACGACGGGCCACAUGUUCCACAUUGACUUUGGCAAGUUUCUUGGCCACGCACAAAUGAUUGGGAGUUUCAAAAGGGACCGGGCCCCAUUUGUCCUAACUUCUGACAUGGCCUAUGUCAUCAACGGUGGGGAGAGGCCCACCAGCCGUUUCCAGCUCUUUAUCGAUCUGUGCUCCCAGGCCUACAAUCUCAUCCGUAAACACUCCAGCCUUUUCCUCAACCUGCUCUCCCUGAUGACGCAAUCAGGGUUACCUGAGCUGACUGGAGCCCAGGACCUGAAGUAUGUGUAUGAUGCUCUGCAGCCUCAGACUACAGAUGCAGAAGCCACAGUUUUCUUCACAAGGUUGAUUGAGUCCAGUCUUGGCAGUGUAGCCACAAAGUUUAACUUCUUUAUCCACAAUCUGGCCCAACUGCGUUUCUCUGGCUUGCCAUCUAAUGACGAGCCCAUCCUGUCCUUCUCUCCGCGCACAUACACGCUAAAGCAGGACGGCCGAAUCAGAGACGCCUUUGUCUACUCCUUCCAGAAAAGAUACAACCCUGACAAGCACUAUACGUAUGUAGUGCGGGUAUUGAGGGAGGGUCAGAAUGAACCACAAUUUGUUUUCCGUACCUUUGACGAGUUCCAGGAGUUACACAACAAGUUAACCAUCCUCUUCCCUUUGUGGAAGCUGCCAGGCUUCCCCAACAAAAUGGUUUUGGGACGCACACACAUCAAGGAUGUGGCAUCCAAGAGGAAGGUGGAGCUGAACAGUUAUGUACAUAGUUUGAUGAGGAGUUCAACGGAGGUCAGCCAGUGUGAUCUUGUCUACACAUUCUUCCAUCCCAUUGCAAGAGAUGAUAAGACAGAGGGAUUAGACGGACUGCCCAAAAUACCAGAGGUGACUCCGGUCAGUCCCGCUGCAGGCCGUGUGGAGGGUGAGGUGAAGUUAUCCGUGUCUUAUCGGAACAGCACACUCUUCAUUAUGGUUAUGCACAUCAAAGACUUGGUGUCUGAUGAUGGAACAGACCCCAACCCAUACGUGAAAACAUACUUACUUCCAGACCCCCACAAAACUUCAAAGCGCAAAACGAAGAUCUCCAGGAAAACACGGAAUCCCACUUUUAAUGAAAUGCUGGUGUACAGCGGCUACAGUAAGGAGACCUUGAAGCAGAGAGAGUUGCAACUGAGCGUGCUCAGCGCUGAGUCUCUGCGAGAGAAUUGCUACCUGGGUGGCAUCACCCUUAGCCUCAAAGACUUUGACCUGAGCCAAGAGACGGUUAAGUGGUACAAGCUCACGGCAGUACCUUACUUCUAGGAUUAGUUCAUCCCAGCCGGGUCUUCUACAGAGGACGAUGAGAUUUAAUCCAAAACCCUCAGAGGGUGACUCAAACCCUUACAAUGCCUCACAAAUUUCACACCCCAUGCCCUAAACCCCUGUCUCAGUGACACUAAUCAAGGUCUGCUCCUUGCAAGCAAUAUACCUAUUGUGCUUGAACUCUCAAAAAAAAAUAAACUUUUUUUUUUUUUUUGUAAAUUUUGUCAUUAGAGGACCAAAAUGGCUUACAUUAAGGAAGAGUUUAUAUUAUUAUAUAAAUAUAUAUAUAUAGACUGACAUGUAUUUUUUAAAGGGGCUCAUUUUUACACUCUACUUUUCUACAAAGUUAAAUAGGAGGCUUUACCAGCUUCUAACGCUUCUGGGUAUCUCGGCAGAUAAAGUAGAGUCCCAAGCUUUCCUUAUGUGCCAAAUGAACUGAAACAACUUGACCACUCUUCUGCCUAGGGAACAAAACAGGGUGCCUUGGUGGGAUUCACUAUAUUUCAUUUCUUUGUGUAUCUCAAUACUCUUGAUAUCCUUGUUCUGUAAAACAAUAAUAAUUUAGAGUUCUUCCACCUUAUUUGAGAUUCUGGUGCUCAUAACGGAGUGCUGAAGUAAUCGAUUUGCUCUCAUUCAAGCCAUGAAAUCCUUUAAUGGUGUAAAUUAGCCCCCUUUUUAGCACAAACUUGAGACUGUAUAAUGAACAGUUGACAUUUCUUGUUUUUUUUCUUUAUUUGAAAAGGGAAUAGCAGGAAUGACUAGAAGCUGCUGCCUCUGUUCAGCUGCUUAGUGAGCUAUAAAGGAAUCAUGAGUUUACCUGGAAAUAUUUUUAAAUGUAAAGUAUUUAGAAGAUCAGCGUCACUCACAUCACAAACAGGACUUGAUUCAUUCUUUUAAUGAUUUUUUUAAUGACAAGAUGGGUUUAACAAGGCCAGUUAUUUAUUGUUAAUUGGUUAUCUUUAACCUGGACGAAUCUGUGUGUACUGUAAUCUUUUUCCACAUAAACAGAAUUAAAUGUCUUUCAACUGCAACUUGUAA
Molecule: messenger RNA, 6292 nt
Organism: Pygocentrus nattereri (red-bellied piranha)
Lineage: Eukaryota; Metazoa; Chordata; Actinopteri; Characiformes; Serrasalmidae
Gene: pik3c2a
Product: phosphatidylinositol-4-phosphate 3-kinase, catalytic subunit type 2 alpha
Exons: 33
Coding region: 143-5254 (1703 amino acids)
Biological process (GO): phosphatidylinositol-mediated signaling; phosphatidylinositol 3-kinase/protein kinase B signal transduction; cell migration
Cellular component (GO): cytoplasm; plasma membrane; phosphatidylinositol 3-kinase complex
Molecular function (GO): 1-phosphatidylinositol-4-phosphate 3-kinase activity; 1-phosphatidylinositol-3-kinase activity; phosphatidylinositol binding
Source: RefSeq, a predicted model, not a curated record